Molecule: messenger RNA, 949 nt
Organism: Arabidopsis thaliana (thale cress)
Lineage: Eukaryota; Viridiplantae; Streptophyta; Magnoliopsida; Brassicales; Brassicaceae
Product: RING/U-box superfamily protein
Exons: 4
Coding region: 71-838 (255 amino acids)
Source: RefSeq, marked reviewed
UGUCCCCAAAUCUUUUUGCAACUUCUUUCUUCUUCAUAUUCUUCUCACCGUGAAGGCGUCGUCACCGCCGAUGUUAUUAUCUCCGGCGAUGUUUUCUGAUCAUCACUGCUUUACUCUUACUGCGAGAAUGUCAGAUUCUGAUGAAGCUAAAACGUCGGAGGAAGAAUCUCAACUUGCUGAGCAAGAAACAGAGACUCAAGAAGGUGAAAUGACUAAAAACUUAAAGAAAAGAGAUCUUGAUGCAGUAGAAGAUGAAGAUUCGAAUAACGAAAGCUCCAGAUUAGAGAAACUAGAGAAGAAGAUAAAAAAAGAAACAGCGAGGAAGCUUGAAACUGACUUUGUGCUAACAGGGGAAGAGGAUGAUGAUGCAUUGCCCUUAGCCUGUUCCAUUUGCCAAAACCCAUUCUUGGAUCCUGUUGUCACCAACUGCAACCAUUACUUCUGCGACAAGUGUGCUCUAAAGCAUCACACUGAGAACGAUACUUGUUUUGUGUGUAACGAGCCAACUCUAGGGCUUUUCGACACAGCCGUGGAGAUCAAGGAAAGAAUAGAGGAAGAACGUGAGAAAGCCAGAGCCAUGGUAAAGGAAGUGACAGCAAUGUUAGAAAAGGCAUCGACAAUGGCGGAUGACGCCAAGGGCGUAGCGCAAAAGGUUGUAAAAAUGGUGGAGGAGAUUGAAACAAUGGUGGAAAAAGUGGCGGCUAUGGCCACAAAGGCGGGAGAAACGGCGACAAUGGCGGCAGAUAUGGUGAAAGAAGCUGAGGAGACGAUGGAAACAGCUAAAGCUAAUAUGUCCAAAGCCUUUGUGGUAAUGAAGUCGGUGAAUUGGAACGUGUAAAUCGGGUCAAAACAGAGUUUUAUUGUGAUCUCAUGCUGACAUCAGCUACAAUCUUUAUCUAAUAAGAUAGAUUCUCACAAGAUUCUUUUAUCUAUCUACUUUUUAGAGAAG